Molecule: messenger RNA, 1506 nt
Organism: Nezara viridula (southern green stink bug)
Lineage: Eukaryota; Metazoa; Arthropoda; Insecta; Hemiptera; Pentatomidae
Source: the annotation of a GenBank genome assembly
AUGUCGCCUUCGGCAAUGGCCGGUCCCUUAACAGGCUAUUACAAAAUCCGAGAUCAAAUGCGCAGCCGAGAUAUGUCAGCUGAUCAACAGAUGUUCCUGAUGGGCGAAGAAGAUUUUAGACUAAAUGGGACACAGUCUGGAAGACAGGUUUGUCGGGAAUCGGGAAUGUGGACGAGGUGGGGGGGCCGUUGGCACUUUCUUAUCCUUCUUCUGUUUACAAACAGUCCCUCGGUCAAGGCUCCGUCCCGAGCGAUCUCCAAGACUGGCGUUGCACCCGAGCAGGUAAAGUUAGCAACAGAACUAUCUAGAGUAUGCAAUGCCAACAUUAUCAGAGAUGAGAGCGACUGGCGCAGCGGCGGGUUCCCCAAGUUCCCGAGCGAGAGCGCCUACUCGAGCGGGCACUGCGGCGCGAGGACGGUGUCCCACCAACCGCUGCGGGGGGGAACAGGAGGAGCUUCGGCCAAGAUCGUCGGCGGCACCAACGCCCCCUACGGCGCCUACCCCUGGCAGGUUGAAAUUCAGUCAUGGUCAGAAGGGAAAUACAAACACCAUUGCGGAGGCGCUGUGGUCGGCCCUCGCAUUAUUCUGACUGCAGCCCACUGUAUCACCAACUUAGACACACCAUCUGGAAUGCGUCUCGCUCUUGGCAAGCACAACCUGAGGAACAAAGAUCGCCAUGAAAGGUUCUAUAAGCCAGAGAGAGUGGUUAUUCACCCAGAGUUCAGGAAAGAUGGUCCACACAGUAAUGACAUUGCUUUGAUCAAAGUAAAAUCAACAAACGAUGCAGGAAUCGACUUCAACAAUUUUGUCCAGCCAAUCUGUCUUCCUGAUGAACAUCAACCGAGAGAGGGACAAUGGUGUACAGUAACAGGGUGGGGAGCUCAGCAACCUGGUGACUCGGACAGCCUGAGUACGACACUGAGGGCAGCUUCAGUACCCCUUUUGUCACUGUCAACAUGUCGAGGAUCAGAGGUCUACGGUGGAAGGCACCAAUCAAUAUUGGACAGCAUGCUUUGUGCAGGACUCCUAGAGGGCGGUGUUGAUGCAUGUGGUGGUGACUCGGGAGGACCGUUGGCUUGCCAAGAACACGGAAAAUUUGUCCUUGCCGGAGUUGUAUCAUGGGGUGACGGUUGUGCGAAGAAAAACAGACCUGGAGUUUACACACGUGUUGCCAGUUUUACGCACUGGAUCAGGUCGACAAUGACAAAACUCGGAGCAUAAUCGCUUGGAACUAAGUUACUUCAACAAGGACCUUCUGUAACAUAAUUUUUUUUUAAUACAGAACAAAGGUCUACGAAAAUAAUAAUCUUUGAAGAAGAUGAGAUACUUAACUAUAACAAAAAUAUUUUGUUUUUUUAAUGCUAUGUUGGUUAAAAACAAGAUACAAGAUACUGGAGUAACCAUGUGUUUACCUAAAAUAUUUUAAUUCAUUCAGAAAAAUAAUUUAUUUAUUUGAUAAUUUUGGUCACAAAAGUACUUUCUAAACAUGGGUCUUUCAAGAAAAAC